Daucus carota subsp. sativus is the source of this 909-nucleotide messenger RNA. Its product is annotated as signal peptidase complex subunit 2. Gene Ontology annotation, biological process: protein targeting to ER. Bases 105 to 692 code for a protein of 195 amino acids. The transcript is spliced from 5 exons. Lineage: Eukaryota; Viridiplantae; Streptophyta; Magnoliopsida; Apiales; Apiaceae. The record is from RefSeq and is a predicted model, not a curated record. Gene Ontology annotation, cellular component: membrane; signal peptidase complex.
GAGUGACACAUUCAUUUAACUCGAGUAAGCAUCCAGUCAAGACUCAAGACUCAAGAGUCACCCGGUAAAUCAUCCUCAAUUCAGACAAAACCCUAACUAUUCUCAUGGCCGCGAACACCACCACCACCACAAAAUCAACCACGCCCGACAAGACCAAGAAAGCCAAUCUGCUAGAUCACCACUCCAUCAAACACAUCCUCGAUGAAUCUGUGUCCGAGAUCGUGACUGGGCGUGGGUACACCGAGGAUGUCAGAUUGAGUAACAUUCGGUUGUUGAUUGGCGUGAUUAUUAUUGUCAUUGCGCUGUUUGCUCAGUUCUACAACAAGAAGUUCCCCGAUAACAAGGAUUUCCUCAUUGGCUGUAUCGGAUUAUAUGUCGUAUUUAAUGCGAUUUUGCAGCUGAUCAUAUACACAAAGGAAAAGAACGCAAUUCUAUUUACCUAUCCUCCUGUUGGAUCUUUUAACAGCACUGGCUUGAUAGUUUCAUCCAAGUUACCAAGAUUCUCUGAUAUGUAUACUCUUAACAUAGCAAGUGCGGACCCCCAAUCCAUAUCAGCUAGGCCCACAGUGGAACUCACCAAAAGUGUCACUCAAUGGUUCACCAAGGAAGGAGUUCUGGUGGAGGGUCUGUUCUGGAAAGAUGUCGAAGGACUAAUAAAUGACUAUGCUAAAGAACCUAAAAAGGGCAAGUGAAGCCCAAGAUUCCAACCAUAGAAUCUGAUAGUGGAGGGUAAAGAGACAAGACGGAGCUAGAGUAAUUAAUCUUUAAAGACUGGUGUAUGCUCAUUAAAACUUAAUUUGAUGAAUUUUACAUGGAAUUUCCGGGAUCAUUAUUCCUGAAAAAGGAUACAAGCUUGCUGGUUUUCCUUAUAUUUUGCCAAAAUUAUGAAAUCAAUCAACUUUAGAAUGA